AUGUCAAAAGACAGCGAGUAGCAAAACCCUAGUUAUAUCCAUCCCUUACUCUAUAUAUAUAUAAAGUAGCAGAGGGUUAAAAUUUCACUGAAAGGCAACAUUAGUAUUGAGGCCGCCAAUUCCCGUUAGAUCUCUGAGCUAUUACAGGUAAGAAGAAUGUCGCAUCGUAAGUUUGAGCACCCAAGACAUGGUUCCUUGGGAUUUCUUCCAAGGAAAAGAGCUGCACGACACAGGGGCAAAGUGAAGGCUUUUCCCAGAGAUGAUCCAACAAAACCUUGCAGGUUGACAGCUUUCCUUGGAUAUAAAGCUGGCAUGACUCAUAUUGUCAGAGAAGUUGAAAAACCAGGGUCAAAGCUCCACAAGAAAGAAACUUGCGAAGCUGUUACCAUAAUUGAAACUCCUCCUAUGGUUGUUGUUGGUGUUGUUGGAUAUGUGAAAACACCACGUGGCCUUCGCUGCCUGAGCACUGUCUGGGCUCAACAUCUCAGUGAAGAAAUUAAAAGGAGAUUCUACAAGAACUGGUGCAUGUCCAAGAAGAAGGCCUUCGCAAAGUACUCAAAGAAGUAUGAAACUGAUGAUGGUAAGAAAGAUAUUAAUGCUCAGUUGGAGAAGAUGAAGAAAUAUUGUUGUGUCAUUCGUGUUCUGGCCCAUACUCAGAUUAGGAAAAUGAAAGGUCUCAAGCAAAAGAAGGCACAUCUGAUGGAGAUUCAGGUUAAUGGUGGGGAUGUUGCUCAGAAGGUUGAUUAUGCUUAUGGCUUUUUCGAGAAGGAGAUUCCUAUUGAUGCUAUUUUCCAGAAGGACGAGAUGAUUGAUAUCAUUGGUGUGACUAAAGGUAAGGGGUAUGAGGGCGUGGUGACUCGUUGGGGUGUGACCCGUCUUCCACGUAAGACUCAUCGUGGGCUUAGAAAGGUGGCUUGUAUUGGUGCUUGGCAUCCAGCUAGGGUGUCAUUCACUGUCGCCAGGGCUGGGCAGAAUGGUUAUCACCAUCGCACUGAGUUGAACAAGAAAGUCUACAGGCUGGGCAAGGCUGGCCAGGAGUCUCAUUCUGCCACAACUGAGUUUGACAGGACUGAGAAGGAGAUCACCCCAAUGGGUGGAUUCGCUCACUAUGGUGUUGUGAAAGAAGACUUUUUGUUGAUUAAGGGCUGCUGUGUUGGACCAAAGAAGCGCGUUGUGACUUUGAGACAAUCAUUGUUGAAUCAGACAUCUAGGGUUGCAUUGGAGGAGAUCAAGCUCAAGUUCAUUGAUACAUCCUCCAAGUUUGGCCAUGGACGCUUCCAGACUACACAGGAGAAGGCAAAAUUCUAUGGACGUCUUAAAGCUUAAGAAUUCGUCAAGACCAUAUGGGCACUUCUUUUUUGACAGAGAUAGACUUCUUUUAUGAGAUGCUGUGCUGCUUGAUUUGUGUUUUAUUUAAGCUCAUACUGUGGCAAUUUUGUCGGAUUAAAUUUGAAGUUGGUUAUUUUAAUAAGCUAUUUUGGAUA
Lycium ferocissimum is the source of this 1484-nucleotide messenger RNA. RefSeq names its product large ribosomal subunit protein uL3y. The record is from RefSeq and is a predicted model, not a curated record. Gene Ontology annotation, cellular component: ribosome; cytosolic large ribosomal subunit. Bases 157 to 1326 code for a protein of 389 amino acids. Gene Ontology annotation, biological process: ribosomal large subunit assembly; translation. Gene Ontology annotation, molecular function: RNA binding; structural constituent of ribosome. Lineage: Eukaryota; Viridiplantae; Streptophyta; Magnoliopsida; Solanales; Solanaceae. The transcript has 6 exons.